Molecule: messenger RNA, 339 nt
Organism: Gongylonema pulchrum
Lineage: Eukaryota; Metazoa; Nematoda; Chromadorea; Rhabditida; Gongylonematidae
Source: the annotation of a GenBank genome assembly
AUGGAGGAGCAGCUGCCCAAGUGCGAAGAUCUGGCAACUUCGAAAUCAUCAGAAACCGAAAACCCAGCUGCGCAAGUGGCACCGAAAAUCGAUGAGAAACCUGAACCGAUACAGAAACCUAUCGUUGAAUCUAGUAAAGUAGAACCAUCGCUGCCGAAAUCGAUUCAAAAAACAGAAGAGAAAAAAGUGGAAGAGCCAGCAAAGAAACCACUGGCAGAAAUGAAAUCUGAAAAAUUAGCCGAAGGAACGGGUAAAACAGAAACCGAGAAGUCUAGAAAUGAUGGCGAUUCGCAGCAGCAGCAGCAGCAGCCAGCAAGGCGGCGGUGCACCAUACUGUGA